AUGAACCCUCGGGCAGUGGUGGGCAUCUUGAAAGAGUUGCCUCCACAGCUGCAGCCGGUCCUGGACUGCCAGGCAUAUGUGCAAAGCACCGAGGAGGUGGUGCAGCAGUUUAAAGGCAAGUUACGAGACGCCUGCAGCAAAGCUCAAGAGGCAGAGGCCUCGGUGCGGGAGAAGAAGCUGGCGGCUUUGCUUCAGCUGGCCAAGGAAGGCGAUGCGGCGCAGCAGGCGCUGGCCGAGCUGCCCGGGAGCCCCUUCAAAGUGGACAGCUUCGCCGUGGUCAUCCUGGGCUUUGCAGCUCAGAAGAGCCUGGAGGCCGUGGAAGCCGAGCUCUCGAAGGAGAAGGGCAUGAACCCCAAAGCUGUCCUUGCGGGACUCCAGGCGGUAACCAAAGAGUUGUCAGACUUGGAUCCCGAGAGCCCCGACACCGUCGCGCUCCGAAGCCGAGCCACGGAGUCUUGCGAGACAGUGACUCAGCGGAUGAUCGAAUCCUUGGAGGAUGCCGUGCAGGCAUCCAACGAGGCGAAGCAGAAGGCGCUGCUUAGCUUCGCCAAGGAGUUCGAUGCCGCCUGCGGUGGUCUCACAGGAAGCUCCCUGGAGGCUGAGCUCCAGACACGCGCACGUGUCUAG
Molecule: messenger RNA, 627 nt
Organism: Symbiodinium necroappetens
Lineage: Eukaryota; Dinophyceae; Suessiales; Symbiodiniaceae
Source: the annotation of a GenBank genome assembly